Molecule: messenger RNA, 560 nt
Organism: Adelges cooleyi (spruce gall adelgid)
Lineage: Eukaryota; Metazoa; Arthropoda; Insecta; Hemiptera; Adelgidae
Exons: 9
Coding region: 37-336 (99 amino acids)
Source: RefSeq, a predicted model, not a curated record
UUUGCUUCUUUGGUGUUAUACAUUUAUAUCUUAAAUAUGCAUUUCAAAGGCAGCUUUUUGUUUUUAUCAGCAGUGGUUUUGGUUGUGCUGUCAACAUCUACAGGCGUUAAUGGAGAGCAAGAUAAAGAACUACCCAGAGGAGGAGAUUACAUUGAACCUAGUCAACCUAAUACCCAGUCACCUUCACAGUUUACUUUUUCUGGUGGACAAUCUGGUGGAACAAUAAAUAAUCCUUCAGUACCAACAGCUACUGGUAGUUUUACAUUUCCACAACCUUUAUCAUCUACCGUUACUCCCGCAGCUUAUCCUUGGCCAAGCCGGCAUAAUAAUCAAUAGUAAGUACUCCGCUGGAUUCUAUCUACCCUCAGAUUCGCACCGAAAAAUUGUUUUCAAGUGAUUUUGAUGGACACUGAUUAAAAACCCCUGAUAUAACAAAACCUCUGCCUAGAACUUGAAUUUUCUCAAUAAGUAUUAAACAGAAAUAUUUAGUUUUAUUAAAAUUUUUCAAUUUAACUCUCCACAAUAGUCGAUACCAAUUUUUAUGAAAAAUUGUGUAAACU